AUGGAAGAACAUCAAGAACAGAAACUUGACAUGAACGCUGUAUCCAUACAGUCAAGAUUAUUACCAUUUUGGAGGGAUAUUCCACGGGCUUGGUUCAUCCAAUUUGAAGCCGUCGUAGACCCAUUAAAGACAUCCGAUGACCAAAAAUGGCGCUAUGUACUACAGCAACUUCAAUCUCAAGAUCUGCAACACCUAACAGACAUCCUUUAUCAUCCACCAGAGAAGGACAAGUACGCAGCACUGAAGAACCGGCUACUUGCAGUUUACGACAAAUCUGACGUCAGAAACUUCCAGCAACUUAUCAGUGGGUUAGAACUUGGCGAUCAGAAACCCUCACAACUCCUUAGAAAGAUGAGAGAGCUCGGAACCGGAAUGAUAACCGAAGAAGGUCUCAAGAUUGAAUGGUUAAACCAUCUACCAGCCCAAGUGCGCGUAGUACUAUCUAUCAACACCGAAUCGGCGUUAGACACGCUGUCCGCUAUGGCCGACAAAAUGGUUGAAUACACCGGGUCCACUGCAGUCAACGAAGUCUCCAGAAAUGGACCAUCAGCAACACAACUCGACGUCUUCGCUCUUCAGAUCGAAAAACUUACAUUAGAAGUGGCAGAACUACGCGAACGUUCACGCGACCCAAACGCGAGACGGCAAUACUAUCGCUAUCCCGCUCGCUCGCGCUCCCAGUCUCGACCACGUAGAAGAGAUACGACUCCGAAACCAGGCAGAGAAGACACGUGGGAAUGCAAAUACCACUACAGAUUUGGUGACAAAGCAAAACGAUGUGAAUCACCGUGUUGUAGAAGAAAGAAAACCACCACAUCUUUAAACUAA
Molecule: messenger RNA, 828 nt
Organism: Galleria mellonella (greater wax moth)
Lineage: Eukaryota; Metazoa; Arthropoda; Insecta; Lepidoptera; Pyralidae
Exons: 1
Coding region: 1-828 (275 amino acids)
Source: RefSeq, a predicted model, not a curated record